AGCAACAAAAAGCAUCUCUUCAUUACCUAGCUGGAAAAGCUUGCCCAAUGUGCCAGUGGAAGAUGUGAAUCUAAGUUCUGGACACAAAGCCAGAGUUUCUGUGAGUGGUGGUUGUCAAGUUGCUUCUACGCCAAUGUCUUCUCAAAGCACAUCUGUCAAGGAACCAGUGAGAAAACUGAUGUCUAAAUUAAGGGAGACUCUUCUGUAUUUUUUUCCUGAGUAUCAGCUACCAUCAGAAUUGGAAGAACCUGCAUUAAGUUGUGGGCUGGAGCAGUGCCCAGAGCAGAUCAACAAAAAGCUGAAAAUGUGUUUCAACCAGAUACAGAAUACUUGCAUGGCCCAAUAUGAAAAAAAGCUAAAGAGGAAAAUACAAUCCGUUAUCUAUGAUUCAAAUACGAGAGGAAUACACAAUCUCUCUGGGGAUGAGAAGUGCUUAUGUCAGUGUCACAGGGCAUUCUUCAGGGUCAUCGAAUAUUUGGAAGUCAAGGGUGGUCCAGAAAGUGACCGGGAGCAGAUUGACACCUAUUUAGAAGCUUUGCUUAAAGAAGAUAAUCUCCUCUUCCAGAACAACUAA
This is a messenger RNA of Sapajus apella (tufted capuchin), 574 nucleotides long. RefSeq names its product MORC family CW-type zinc finger protein 1-like. The record is from RefSeq and is a predicted model, not a curated record. Gene Ontology annotation, cellular component: nucleus. The coding region runs from base 134 to 574 and encodes 146 amino acids. The transcript is spliced from 7 exons. Lineage: Eukaryota; Metazoa; Chordata; Mammalia; Primates; Cebidae.